UGGUGUUUCCUUCACAGUUUCACAAAAUGCAGGUGUAUGUUAACGUAUUCUGUCUUGUUAUACACCAUAGAGGCAAAAUGUCAUCAUCCAUGCAAUCAUCCUCAUCCUUACCUGUCCAGAACUGUUCUGUGCCUUUACUGGGCUUGGAUCUGCAGGAAAAGCAGCUUCUUCCUCUUGCUACCAAGGGAGCAACCUAUGGAGCAGUAGGAAAUCUCUACUCACCGAUUCAGCCGUAUGAAAAGGAUUGUCACAAGACUACAAACACCAUCCAAGAUGGAGUGUGUUUUACUGAUCCAAGAAAAGAACCUGACAGCCUAGAAUGCCAAGCAAGAAAAUAUUUCAGCAGUGACAACAUUGACACUUUGAUGCAGAAGUUAAGUGAAAACGAAACCCAAAAUAUGAAUCUCAGGAGAAAAAUACUUGAAAGGGAGAAACACAUUAAAGAACUUUCAUCCAGGCUCCAGCUUGAAAAAGUCAAGGUACAGAAAGAAGACCAGCUCUCAAGAUCAGUAAAGGCUGUGCAAGAUCAUUUGCGGUGUCAGAUUCAAAGGAAAGAAGUGGAAAACGAUGAACUAAAAGCAAAAAUACAGACUCUAGAAAAGAAAAUAGCUGAGUGGAAACUUCAGGUUGGUGAAUACAAGCACCAGAUGUUUGCCUUAAGGGAAACAAGUGAGGAACAGAAGACUGCUCUGAAAAAAGCAAUCAGGUUCCAGAAACAAAGAGCUCAGCACUUUGAAGCAGCUGUGGAAAACUUAACCUCCAGUAUCAGAGAACGUGAGGUCAAGCUGUCUGAGAUGCAGUCAGCUUCCGAUGGCUGGAAGAGCCAGCACAAUAGAAUGGUUGAAGGAAAGACCAUGUUAGAAAUUCAAAGAGAAGAUCUCAAGAAGCAUAUCACAAGCCUUUUGGAGGACUUGAAAAGAAAGGAGGAAGGGAGAAGAAACUCGGCAGAGGAAAUUCUUGGAAAAUUGAAUUCUGUUAACGCUGAAAAUGAGAAGAUUUACCUUGAAAAUGAAACAUUAAAGGCUUCCCUUGCUACAUUGGAGGACAGCACUCUUUCUGUUGAAAAUGAACUGCUAAAUCUGCGAGAAAAGGCAAAGGUGCAGGAAACCCUUGUUGAACAGUACAGAAAUCAGGUGCAAAAACUACAAACAGCAGUGAAAGAACUAAAAUCAAGGUAUGAAACGAUCUUCGAUGAAAACAAAAGAAUAACAGAAAAUGAAUACUUAGAGGUAGUUAUGGUGAGGGGCAAAACGGAGGCAGAGUUGAAGGAGUUAGAACGUGUUUGUGACUUGCUGAAAGCAGCCGAGGAAAAGCAGCAAGGCUGUCAGGAAAAGCUUAUAUCCUGGGAAAGGAUCCAUGCGUGGAAAUGCAAAGCCCUUAGGGAGCUGCAGGUUCAGGAUAAAGACAGUGUAACUUCUCUGGAGAGUCAUUCUGUAGAAGAGGAAAACGAUAACAUUCAGAAGAAAUAUGAAGAUCUGAAAAGCCAGUUGGAAAAGAUGGAAUUGCAGAAUGAAGAGCUUGCUUGUCAGCUCAGAAAAGAAGAUGAGAGUCUUCAGUGCAGUAAAUUGCAGCUCGAAGAGAAGAUGGCAGAAUAUAAUGGAUUAACCAAACAACUGGAAUCUGCUUUGGAAGAAGGGAGAAAAAUGGUAGCUGAAGAACUGGAAAAAAUGUCACACAAAGAGCGAGCCCUUCAGACAAAAUUGCUGGUUCUUGAAACAGAAGUGCGAGAGGGGCAAGAAGAGAAAAAACAACUCCUCUGUGUAUUUUACCAUAAUGAAAAGCGACAUGAAAUACAUUUGAAGGAGCUGGAGAACAGCCUGCAGAAAUCGGAAAACAAGAACCAGAGCAUCCAGAAUUACAUGCAGUUUUUGAAAGCUUCAUACCUGACAAUGUUUGGUUGA
Molecule: messenger RNA, 1901 nt
Organism: Cuculus canorus (common cuckoo)
Lineage: Eukaryota; Metazoa; Chordata; Aves; Cuculiformes; Cuculidae
Gene: ODF2L
Product: outer dense fiber of sperm tails 2 like
Exons: 15
Coding region: 27-1901 (624 amino acids)
Biological process (GO): negative regulation of cilium assembly
Cellular component (GO): ciliary basal body; centrosome
Source: RefSeq, a predicted model, not a curated record